AUGCCUCUCCCUCGAAAGCGCCGCGCGGACGAUAGCGAAUCUGACGACGAAUACCAGUCCCCAGAACCUUCCAAUGCCCAAAGCCGACGUCGCACCGCCGUGGACUCCUUCAUUGCAAAUGACUCCGACGAGGAAGACGACUCUCAACUGGGAGCAACACAGGUCCUGGGAGUCAACCCAAUGGUCAAGAAGAUGGUUAGAUUAGCGUUGGCCAGCGAAUACUCCCGGCAGGUCAUCCGGCGAAAUGAUAUCAGCCAAAAGGUCCUCGGCGAAGGGUCAAGACAGUUCAAGGCCGCUUUUGCUGGAGCGCAAGACGUGCUCAAGAAUGUAUUCGGGAUGCAGAUGAUAGAGCAGCCAAUGAAGGAUAGACUGACGGUCAGUCAGCGAAGAGCUGCCCAACGCGUUGACAAACCCUCCUCAUCCUCAAAAUCCUGGACCCUUGUCUCCACCCUCCCACCCGAAUACCGUAUCCCCGAAAUCCUCCCGCCCACCAAAGCCCCUUCAUCUGCCACUGAAAGCAGCUACGUCGCUCUCUACACCUUCAUAAUAUCACUCAUCACCCUGUCCGGCGGCUCCCUCGCAGAGCAAAAGCUGGACCGAUACCUCCGCCGCGUCAACGCAGACACCUACACCCCACUCGAUCGCACAGAGAAGCUCCUCACCCGCCUCUGUAAGGACGGGUAUCUAGUGCGAAACCGCGACGUCGACGGGGGUGAGGAGGUUGUCGAGUACCUUGUGGGUCCCAGGGGGAAGAUCGAGGUGGGCACCGAGGGAGUGGCGGGCCUGACGAGGGAGGUCUAUGGAUAUGGGAGGGUUAAUCGGGCACGCGGACAGGAUGAUGAUGGUGAUGAUGACGAAGCGAUGGAGGAGUUUGAACAACGGCUUCGUCGGAGUCUAGGGUUCUCGGAUAUGGGAGCACCCCGUGGUGCACAGGAGCGAGGGGAGGCAGCGAGUCAAAGUGGUCAGCCUGCUCGGCGACCGAGGAGAAUUACGAAUAUAGAAGAUGGUGACGAUGGUGACGACUGA
This is a messenger RNA of Coccidioides posadasii C735 delta SOWgp, 1026 nucleotides long. RefSeq lists its product as uncharacterized. NCBI's taxonomy places the organism in Eukaryota, Fungi, Ascomycota, Eurotiomycetes, Onygenales, Onygenaceae. Gene Ontology annotation, cellular component: nucleus. Gene Ontology annotation, biological process: DNA repair. The record is from RefSeq and is a predicted model, not a curated record.